Schistocerca serialis cubense is the source of this 35620-nucleotide messenger RNA. Its product is annotated as titin-like. The transcript has 40 exons. Bases 1 to 33408 code for a protein of 11135 amino acids. The record is from RefSeq and is a predicted model, not a curated record. Lineage: Eukaryota; Metazoa; Arthropoda; Insecta; Orthoptera; Acrididae.
AUGGCAUCCAAAGUAUUGAACUAUUUGUUGGGUUGUCUAAAUUUUAUGACAGUUCAAGGUGUUAAAAUACCCAAUUACAAAACUGCUCAUCCAAAUAGUAUGGAUCACUCCAUAAUACAACUGCAGUUAAUUGGUCAGUAUUUACUAGAAAGCUGUGGAUUGGGCUGUUUGUAUUUCAGGAAUCAACUAUCGACUGAUGGAGAUCAUCUACUGGGGAGAUUUAUUAGGAUGAUAACUGCCUUAGUGGGAGAGGAAACUAUAUGUUUUAAUUUUCUGCUUAUCAUUCCCUUGUCCAUGUUUCUGAAGAAUAGCAGUUUAGGCACUAGAAGUCCUGGCCACUGGCUUGCUUCCACUUCUCCUCAAGAUGACGAUGACUCUCUUGAUACAGAGGGCUUUCAAGAGCAGUUUCUUUUGGAGACGCCUCCACCUAUUGAUGAUAGCAGGGAAAAAUCCUCAAAAAAAUUUAUGCAGAAAGACGUAUCAUCAGAAUAUAAAGCAGUUAGGCAAGUCUUGGAGAAGGCAGCUCAGUCAAGAGCUGAAAACAUAGUAGUGGGGGGAUUAGCUUCAGGUGAAGACUCAGAACUUGGGGAUGAAGCAGAAAGGUUAGAGGAAUUUGAACCAGUACAAGAUUCUAGAUUUGAGAAAAGAUACGACUAUCACACUGCUGAGCACAUUUUGAAACAACGGCCUCAUGAGUUUGAUAGGGGUCGACCAGCAAACCUAAACAUCAAAAGUAUAAAAUCACCAGAGGAAGAGAAAGGCUCAAAAGACUCCAAGAAGCAAGAAAACUUGAAAAGGCAAGAUGAUUUUAGUGGAAAACCACAAGAAAAACUCUUUUUAGAGACUACAAGUAGACGAAUAACAUUCAGACCUGUAGAAAGAUUAUCUGGUGGUGUUGGAGUGGGAAAACUAAGUGACAAAAAUGUUUUGAAGUCAUCUGACAAAGUUGGUGAAGAAGAAAAUAUCAGAAGUUCCCAGACAGGUGUAGAAGACACACAGAGUGACUUGUCAAAUCAAGAAAGCAUGGGAAGUGAUAAAAGGCGUGAGGAAGGUGCCCAAAGAGGCAUUAAUGUAAGGGGAAUUAAGAAGCAGUAUGAGAAACCAACAGAAAGUCAAGGCAUACAGAGCACAACAGAAGAUGGUAAACAUAUUGAUCGUGGCACUAGUCCACUUGAGGGCAAAAUUAUGAUAAGCCCAAAUCCACAUCCAAGCGAACUUCCUCCAAGUCAUUCAUCAGGCGGCAAGUCAACUUUCCCCCCACCUACACUUGAGUUAGUCAUUGGGAGAAAAGAGGUAAGAACAAGGGAAGCUAGUGCAAGUGCAGAAAGUCGUCUUACUUUGUACGGGGCACGCGAUGUUGAAAUUUCUAUACGAUCGCAGUCUCAUAUCAGUGUAACAACUACAAGACGAGAAGCCAGUGGGAAAGAAACAUCAGAAAGGGUUGAUGUUGGUAUGACAGCAACGGCAGGUACUGGUGGAAAAGUGGAGCUUGUUCCUGAACAUGAUACAGGUGUCACUAGUGAAACAGUUGCUACUCCUCAUGAAGUUUAUAUCAUUCCUCCACCAUCAGUAGCAGACACAAAUGUACCAUCUUUUACUGACAUAAAUAAAGAGAAAAAACGUGAAGACACUGUUAUAUUCAGUGGUAAGAAAAGUGUGUAUCGGUAUGAGUCAGUAGAAGCUACAGGCUCACCUGCAUUUGAGAGUCCUACAACAGAAGAUAGUGCAUCUCACCAUAUUACAGAUACUGGUAUAAGUCUGACUAGGGGCACAACAACAGAUACAAUUACAAGCUCUGCACAUCCUCCUCGUGGAGAUCUUUAUACUGACGAGAGAGGAGUUUUGUCAGACACAGCUGUAGAUGUAGGAGCAGAAGAAGCGGAGCUUACAGAUGCAGGUUUAAGCCCUAUUCAGGCUGAUGAAAUAGCCAUAGGAGUUCCAAGCACAGAAUUAUUUAUGGAAGAUGAAGCUGUUCUUUCACAAUACUGUGAUACAGCAAGUAGCCCUGUUUAUUUCAAAGGAGAGUCAACAUCUGUAGCUUUGUCCCCAUUCCAGAUUGAUACAUCAGAAGCUAGUGUACUAACAGACAAGGUGGACACAAAAGAUGCUAGUGUCAGCCCGGUUUACUCCGAGGAAGUGUUGCAGCCAGUGAAGGAAGCUGCAGCAUUUCCUAGUGAUGCUUUGAAGUUUAUGGGAAAACAUGUAGUUUCAGAAGGUGAAAUUGUAAGAACCCGUCGAGAUUCAGGUGAUGUUAGAGCAAUGAUAAAGUUUCUUGAGGAAGGUGCUCAUCUUCAGAGACCAGCUGAGAGAGUAGAAAUAGCAGUACAAAAAGAGAAAAUAAAAGUUCGAGAUGAUUUUCAGACAUUUACAAAACUAAAAGAAGAAAAGACACGUAUUAGGCAUGAUAAAUCAGUGGCUGAGUACGAUGAAUUUACUCAAAAACCUGUUUCUUAUAGUGAUAAAUCUGAACAGUUAACUUCAGUUUCUCUUACUGAUGAAAAAAUUGCUAAAUCUCUUUCCACUAAACAUAUUGGUCCAAAAAUUAAAGAACUCCAGAAAAUAUUCAGUCAGUCAUCUAUGGAGGAAGAAUUAGAUAAAAGAUUGCCUUACAUUCAUGAUGAAGAUAACAAAAUGGGUAUUAUAGAAAAAAAAUCUCAAUUAAUAUAUGAUAAUUUAGACAAGAAAGAGAGGAAAAAGUCUGUGAGUGACUACACUUGUGAAAUCAGUGGCCUUGGUAUUGAAAUAACAAAAAGUGAACUUGUGAAAAGCCAUGAACUCCAAGACCAUGAGGCUUCUACAAUUAAAGAGGUGACAGCUGAAGAAAGCUAUCCCCACAUUUCUGAAGUCAUAGAAAAAAUAGAAAAACGCAUAGCUAAGGCAACCAAGCCAGAACAUAUGAAACUGAGUGACCAUAAGGGCCUCGAUGUGAUGAAAGAUGAGGCCAAGAAAGCAAUUAUUUCAUAUGAAGACAAGCCAUCAAUGGUAGAAGAAAAGUUAACUCAGGUUGUCCAAGCAGAAAAACAGGUUCUUCAGAAGAUUGCAGAAGUAAUUCACAUUGUAGAAGAAAAAUCAAAACUUAAUGGAAUACAGGAAACAACAACAAUUCACAGUGCAAAAGAUAUUGAUAUUGUGGAAGCUGAAAUGCCUGCUGAGGUGAAUGAGGUCCAUGAUGUAAGUGAAAGAGUAGUCCAUGAUGUAAGUGAAAGAGUAGGAGAGUUAAUACAACAACCAGUAGAAAAAGAACCACCACCACAUGAGUGUAAGAAAUCUAUCACAGUGCAUGAAAUAUUAAUAGACACUGAGUUAGAAGUGGAAAAGGGGCCUGAUGACAAAGUAGUGACCACAUUACCAACAAAGGAGAAGGCACUGGUUCCAGAGAGGAAGCAUCUGGUUUCUACAGAGUUAGCUUUAUCAGAGGUGCAAGAAGCCUUUGAGAAAGAGCAUGUCUCUCCACUCAAAGAUGUUGACAUUGUGCAAGAAACUUAUGAGAAAUUGGUUUCCCCUAUUAGAAAAGUUGUUGCAAGAAAGUUGUCACAUGAGGAGACAGUGUUGGAAACAGAACCAGGGGUUUCCAUUGAUACAGGUGUACUAGUACGUGAGGAAAUCACCAAAGAAAAGGUUGUUGGUGCACUCAGAGAGGUUUCAGUAGGAGAAAAAGAUCAGAAGCAAGAAAUUAUUCUGGACACAACAAAAGAGAAGGAACCUGAUUUAAUGGGUAAGUCUCAGGCCAUAAUUGAAACAUUCGAACAGGAUACUAUAAUGGAGACAGCACAUCAGGCAGAUAUAAAAGUAGCACCAGCAAAGAAAGAGGCACCAAUUUUGGAAGAUGAGAUUAUGAUUUCUAUUGAGUCAGCUAAAUUAGACAAGAAGGAAAAGAUAGGAGAACCAUACAAGGAAACAAUUUUAGGUUUUGGAGAUGAGCUUGAAGUAUUAGUCAAACCAUCACAAGGGAAGGAACCAGUUUUGGAGAGAGAGCCACAAGUUUUCAUUAUGUCAGUAGUAAAAGAGGAUGUUUCUUCACUUAAGGAUGUAUAUGCUGAGGAAGGAGUGACACAAGCACCAGCAGAUAGAAAAGUACCAGCAGUCGUAGCAGAACAGGAAGUCACCGUAGUGUCGUCUCUAAAAGAGUUGCAGGAAAUCACUGUAUGCGAAGUUAUCUCUCCAUUCAGAGAGGUUAUUGUGGGGGAGAAAUCAGAUGAGCAUAAAAGUACAGUAGAAUUAUUACAGGAGGAAGCUUUUCUCCAGGAGGAUAAAUCUGGGGUGUCUACUGAUAUAACUCACGAAGCUGUGCCAGCAAUCAUGGAAAAUCAGUUAAAAUCCCCAACUGGAGUAAGACCAGUAGACAAAAAAUUUGUUGACACAGCAGGCAGAGAUAAAGAAUUGGACACAAAGGAGAAACCUGUUGUAGAGAGGGCACAUGAAGUAUCUAUUCAGCUGGUAAAAACAGAUGUGCAAGAUAUUAUACAAAAGGAAACGGUUUCCAUAGUACGAGCAGUGGACGUAACACAGGUGCAUGAGGAGGACGUGACUUCAGAGGACAAAGGAGAAGAGCCUUCUGCCUUACAGGAUGAAACCAUGGUCUCAAUUGAAUCUCAUGUGACAGAGUUGGAAGAAACCAUUGAAGAACAUGUCCCACAAGAGAAAGCAGCUCGUGAUACUGCAAAGACAGAUGAGGAGGAUGUGAAAAUAGCACCUUCAUUAGAGCAGGUAUCCCUUCAGAGGCAUCAGCUCGGGGCAUCUGUUGAGUCACAAGUGUCAGAUAUGCAAGAUAGCGUGGUAAAAGAACUUGCGGCACCCAUCAUAGAUACAGGGAAAGAGCAGAUAGUAGAAGAAGAAGUCAGAGAAACAGUGACAAAAAAAGUGUCACCUGUCUUAAAGGAAGAGCCCAUGGCCUCAAUUCAAUCUCAAGUCACAGAGUUGAAAGAAAUCACUAAAGAACAUAUUGUACGACAAGAACGGGUAGUUCCUGGCAGUGCAGAGUUAGAUGAGGACAUGAAAAUGGAACCUUCAGCUGAGCAGGUACCCCUUAAGGAGCACAAGCCAGGGGUCUCUGUUGAAUCAUCUGUGUCUGAUAUACAAGACAUUACUGUAAAAGACAGAGUGUCACCACCUACAGAAAUUGUCAAAAAGCAGUUAGUUGGAGAAGAAGUCAAAGAAACAGUGACAAAGGAAGAAUCACCUGAAUUGAAAAUAGAACCUGCAGUCUCUGUAAGCUUAGCUGCCUUUGAUGUGCUAUAUACCACUGAAAAAGAUGUUGGUACUCCAACUACAGAAAUGACUGUAAUUGAGAGACAGGAUGUGUGUGAAACAAUAAUAAAACCAUCAGUUGAGGUAGCAGCUGUUUUGGAUGAUAAGCUUGAUCUGUCUGUUGAACCUGAGGUAACAGAUAUGCCAGAAAUAUUAGAAAAACCUGUUGUAUCUCUUCUUGCAGAUACAUCUACCGAUGAGGAUAUUACAAAAGCACCAGCACUGAUAAAGGUUCCUGUUUUUGAGGAUGACCAGGAAGUUACCACAGUGUCAUCUGCAAAAGAGUUGCAGAAAAUAACUGUACAUGAAGUUAUUGUCCCUGUGAGAGAAGUAGUUUUUGAGCAGAAAUUGGACGAGGAUGAAGGUAGCGAACCAGCAGUCAAGGAAAGUGAGCUAAAAUACCCACUUACAGUAAUAUUAGCAGACACAACAUUGGAAGAGGCAGCUGCUAGAGAUGAAGAAUGGGACACAAAGGAGAAACCUGUUGCAGAGGGUGCAUAUGACGUCUGUAUUGAGCAAGCAAUAACUGUUGUGGAAGAUACUGUAGAAGAGAAAGUGUUUUCCAAAGGAAGAGAAGUUUAUUCAGCAGGAGAGCAUCAAGAGGAAGAAGUGACAUUAGAGGAAAAAGAAACAGCGCCAUCUGCCUUAAAGGAGAAGCUCUCAGCCUCAAUUGAAUCGAGGAUCACAGAGUUUGAUGAAACCACUGAAGAAUAUAUUGUACCACAGGAGACAGUUCCUGAUAGUGCAAAGAUAGAUGAGGAGGCCAUAAAAAUGCUGCCUCCAGCAGAGAAGGUACACCUUAAGGAACAUGAGGCAGCGGUUUCUGUUGAAUCACCAGUGUCAGAAGUUCAAGACAGCAUGGUAAAAGACAUAGUGACACCUGUAAUAGAUAUGGUCAAAGAUCAGUUAGUAAAAGAAGACGUGAGGGAAACACUGAUGGAGCUAGAGCCACCUGAAUUGAAAAGUGAGCAUGAAGUCUCUGAGAGAUCAGCUACAUUUGAUGUACUAGAUAUCACCGAAAAAGACAUUGUUUCUCCAACCCAAGAAUUAACUGUUGUUCAUGACAUUCUAGAAGAGGAGGCGGUUUCCAUAGUAAGAGAAGUUGACGUAACACAAGGGCAUGGCAAGGAGGAAGAUACUUUAGAGGAAACAGAAUCAGAGCGAUCUGCAUUGAAGGAGGAGCCCGUGGUCUCAAUUGAAACUCGGGUGACAAAUUUGCAAGAAAUCACUCCAGAACGCAUUAUACAAGAAGAAAAGCCAGUUCCUGAUACUGCAAAGGCAGAUGAUGAGACCUUGAAAAUGUCACCUUCAGCAGAGCCAUUAACCCUUAAGGACCAUGAGACAGUCAUGUCUGUAGAAUCACCUGUGUCAGCUGUACAAGACACAAUGGUAAAAGACAUAGUGUCACCUGUAGUAAUAGAUAUGGUGCCAUCAGUUGAUGUAGGACCUAGUGUAGAAGAGAAGCUUGAACUCUCUAUCGAACCAGAGGUAACAGAAAUAACAGAAGAACCUGGUGUCUCACCUAUUAGGGAUAUAUCUGCCAAGGAGGAUGAGACAAAAGCACCAUCUGUGGUAAAAGUACCAGUUCUUGAGGGAGAGCAAGAAAUUACCAUAGUGUCAUCUGUAAAAGAGUUGCAGGAAAUCACUGUAGAUGAAGUUAUUUCCACAGUGAGAGAUGUAGUUCUAGAUCAGAUAUUGGAUGAGGAUAAAAGUAGGGUAGAAUCAUUGGAUGAGGAAGCUGUUAUUGAGGAAGACAAAUCUGAGGUGUCUAUUGAGGUAGCUGACAGAGCUGUGCCAGCAAUAGUGGCAAGUGAGGUAAAAUCCCCACUUGAAGUAAUAUCAGUCGACACAACAUUGGAUAUGGCAGCUGAUAGAGACAAAGAAUUAGACAAAAAGGAGGAAACUAUUGUGGAGGGUGCAUAUGAGGUCCCUAUUGAGCAAGCAUUUACAGUUGUGCAGGACAUUAAAAAGGAGGAAGUUGUUACCAUAGUAAAAGAGGUAGAUGUAACAUGGGAGCUUGAGGAGGAAGAAGUCACAUUGGAAGAGAUAGUAGAAGAUCUAUCUGCCUUAAAGGAGGAGCCCAUGGUCUCAGUCAAAACUCCUGUCACAGAAUUGGAUGAAGUCACUGAAGAACACAUUGUACCACAAGAAAAGGCAACUCCUGAUAGUGCAAAGAUAGAUGAGGAGACUUUGAAAAUGUCACCUUCAGCAGAGCCGUUACCCCCUAAGGUCCGUGAGGCAGACAUGUCUGCAGAAUCAUCUGUGUCAGAUGUACAAGACGCAAUGGUAAAAGACAUAGUGGCAACUGUAGUAAUAGAUAUGGUCAGGGAGCAGGUAGUUGAAGAAGAAAUCAGAAAAACAGUGAUGGAGGUAGUGUCACCUGCAUUGAUAACUGAGCCUGUAAUCUCUGUAAGAUUAGCUCCAUUAGAUGUUCCAGAUAGAACCGAUAAAGACAUUGUUUCUCCAACUGAAGAAAUUACUGUAAGUGAGCAACUGGAUGUGCGUGAAACAGUGCCGGAGUCAUCAGUUGAUGUAGGACCUGGUGUAGAAGAGAAGCUCCAACUCUCUAUUGAACCAGAGGUAACAGAGAUGCCAGAAAUAACAGAAGAACCAGAUGUAUCAUCUAUUAGGGAUAUAUCUCCCAAGGAGGAUGUGACAAAAGCACCAUCUGUGGUAAACGUACAAGUUGUUAAGGCAGAGCAAGAAAUUACCAUAUUGUCAUCUGUAAAAGAGUUGCAGGAAAUCACUGUAGAUGAAGAUAUUUCCACAGUGACAGAUGUAGUUCUAGAUCAGAUAUUGGAUGAGGAUGGAAGUAGGGUAGAAGCAUUGGAUGAGGAGGCUGUUAUUGAGGAAGACAAAUCUGAGGUGUCUAUUGAGGUAGCUGACAGAGCUGUGCCAGCAAUAGUGGCAAGUGAGGUAAAAUCCCCACUUGAAGUAAUAUCAGUCGACACAACAUUGGAUAUGGCAGCUGAUAGAGACAAAGAAUUAGACACAAAGGAGGAAACUAUUGUGGAGGGUGCAUAUGAGGCCCCUAUUAAGCAAGCAUUUACAGUUGUGCAGGACAUUAAAAAGGAGGAAGUUGUUUCCAUAGUAAAAGAGGUAGAUGUAACACGGGAACGUGAGGAGGAAGAAGUCACAUUGGAAGAGACAGUAGAUGAACUAUCUGCCUUAAAGGAGGAGCCCAUGGUCUCACCCAAAACUCCUGUCUCAGAACUGGAAGAAGUCAUUGAAGAACACAUUGUACCACAAGAAAAGCAGGCAGCUCCAGAUAGUGCAAAGAUAGAUGAGCAGACCUUGAAAAUGUCACCUUCAGCAGAGCCACUACCCCUUAAGGACCAUGAGACAGACAUGUCUGUAGAAUCACCAGUGUCAGAUGUACCAGACACAAUGGUAAAAGACAUAGUGUCACCUGUAGUAAUAGAUAUGGUCAAAGUGCAGGUAGUUAAAGAAGAGAUCAGAAAAACAGUGAUGGAGGUAGUGUCACCUGCAUUGAUAACUGAGCCUGAAAUCUCUGUAAGAUUAGCUCCAUUAGAUAUUCCAGAUAGAACUGAUAAAGAAAUUGUUUCUCCUACUGAAGAAAUUACUGUAAGUGAGCAACUGGAUGUGCGUGAAACUGUGAUGGUGUCAUCAGUUGAUGUAGGACCUGCUGUUGAAGAGAAGCUCGAUCUCUCUAUUGAACCAGAGGUAACAGAGAUGCCAGAAAUAACAGAAGAACUAGGUGUGUCACCUAUUAGGGAUAUAUCUCCCAAGGAGGAUGUGACAAAAGCACCAUCUGUGGUAAAAGUACCAGUUGUUGAGGCAGAGCAAGAAAUUACCAUAGUGUCAUCUGUAAAAGAGUUGCAGGAAAUCACUGUAGAUGAAGUUAUUUCCACAGUGAGAGAUGUAGUUCUAGAUCAGAUAUUGAAUGAGGAUGGAAGUAGGGUAGAAUCGAUAGUUGAGGAAGCUGUUAUUGAGGAAGACAAAUCUGAGGUGUCUAUUGAGGUAGCUGACAGAGCUGUGCCAGUAAUAGUGGCAAGUGAGGUAAAAUCCCCACUUGAAGUAAUAUCAGUCGACAAAAUGUUGGAUAUCGCAGCUGAUAGAGACAAAGAAUUAGACACAAAGGAGGAAACUAUUGUGGAGGGUGCAUAUGAGGCCCCUAUUGAGGAAGCAUUUACAGUUGUGCAGGACAUUAAAAAGGAGGAAGUUGUUUCCAUAGUAAAAGAGGUAGACGUAUCACAGGAGCUUGAGGAGGAAGAAGUCACAUUGGAAGAGACAGUAGAAGAACUAUCUGCCUUAAAGGAGGAGCCCAUGGCCUCACUCAAAACUCCUGUCACACAAUUGGAAGAAGUCACUGAUGAACACAUUGUACAAGAAAAGGCAACUCCUGAUAGUGCAAAGAUAGAUGAAGAGACCUUGAAAAUGUCACCAUCAACAGAGUCGUUACCCCUUAAGGACCGUGAGGCCGACAUGUCAGUAGAAUCACCUGUGUCAGAUGUGCAAGACACAAUGGUAAAAGACGUAGUGGCACCUGUAGUAAUAGAUAUGGUCAGAGAGCAGGUAGUUGAAGAAGACAUCAGAAAAACAAUGAUGGAGGUAGUGUCACCUGCAUCGAUAACUGAGCCUGAAAUCUCUGUAAGAUUAGCUCCAUUAGAUGUUCCAGCUAGAACCGAUAAAGACAUUGAUUCUCCAACUGAAGAAAAUACUGUUAGUGAGCAACUGGAUGUGCGAGAAACAGUGCUGGUGUCAUCAGUUGAUGUAGGACCUGGUGUAGAACAGAAGCUUGAUCUCUCUAUUGAACAAGAGGUAACAGAAAUGCCAGAAAUAACAGAAGAACCACGUGUUUCACCUAUUAGGGAUAUAUCUCCCAAGGAGGAUGUGACAAAAGCACCAUCUGUAGUAAAAGUACCAGUUGUUGAGGCAGAGCAAGAAAUUACCAUAGUGUCAUCUGUAAAAGAGUUGCAGGAAAUCACUGUAGAUGAAGUUAUUUCCACAGUGAGAGAUGUAGUUCUAGAUCAGAUAUUGAAUGAGGAUGGAAGUAGGAUAGUAUCGAUAGAUGAGGAAGCUUUUAUUGAGCUAGGCAAAUCUGAGGUGUCGAUUGAGGUAGCUGACAGACCUGUGCCAGCAUUAGUGGCAAGUGAGGUAAAAUCCCCACUUGAAGUAAUAUCAGUCGAGAAAACAUUGGAUAUGGCAGCUGAUAGAAACAAAGAAUUGGACACAAAGGAGGAAACUAUUGUGGAGGGUGCAUAUGAGGCCCCUUUUGAGCAAGCAUUUACGGUUGUGCAAGACAUUAAAAGGGAGGAAGUUGUUUCCAUAGUAAAAGAGGUAGACGUAACACAGGAGCUUGAGGAGGAAGAAGUCACAUUGGAAGAGACAGUAGAAGAACUAUCUGCCUUAAAGGAGGAGCCCAUUGUCUCAAUCAAAACUCCGGUCACAGAACUGGAAGAAGUCACUGAAGAACACAUCGUACCACAAGAAAAGGCAGCUCCUGAUAGUGCAAUGAUAGAUGAGGAGACAUUGAAAAUAUCACCUUCAGCAGAGCCAUUACACAUUAAGGACCAUGAGGCAGACAUCUCUGUAGAAUCAGCUGUGUCAGAUGUACAAGACACAGUGGUAAAAGACAUAGUGGCACCUGUAGUAAUAGAUAUGGUCACUGAGCAGGUAGUUGAAGAAGAGUUCAGAGAAAUAGUGAUGGAGGUAGUGUCACCCGUGUUGCUAACUGAACCUGAAAGCUCUGUAAGAUUAGCUCCAUUAGAUGUUCCAAAUAGAACUGAUAAAGACGUUUUUUCUCCAACUGAAGAAAUUACUGUAAGUGAGCAACUGGAUGUGCGUGAAACAGUGCCGGUGCCAUCGGUUGAUGUAGGACCUGGCGUAGAAGACAAGCUCGAUCUCUCUAUCGAACCAGAGGUAGCAGAAAUAACAGAAGAACCAGGUGUGUCACCUAUUAGGGAUAUAUCUCCCAAGGAGGAUGAGAAAAAAGCACCAUCUGUGGUAAAAGAACCAGUUCUUGAGGAAGAGCAAGAAAUUACCAUAGUGUCAUCUGUAAAAGAGUUGCAGGAAAUUACUGUAGAUGAAGUUAUUUCCACAGUGAGAGAUGUAGUUCUCGAUCAGAUGUUGGAUGAGGAUGGAAGUAGGAUAGAAUCGUUAGAUGAGGAAGCUGUUAUUGAGGAAGACAAAUCUGAGGGGUCUAUGGAGGUAGCUGACAGAGCUGUGCCAGCAAUAGUGGCAAGUGAGGUAAAAUCCCCACUUGAAGUAAUAUCAGUCGACCCAACAUUGGAUAUGGCAGCUGAUAGAGACAAAGAAUUAGACACUAAGAAGGAAACUAUUGUGGAGGGUGCAUAUGAGGUCCCUAUUGAGCAAGCAUUUACAUUUGUGCAGGACAUUAAAAAGGAGGAAGUUGUUUCCAUAGUAAAAGAGGUAGACGUAACACAGGAGCUUGAGGAGGAAGAAGUCACAUUGGAAGAGACAGUAGAAGAACUAUCUGCCUUAAAGGAGGAGUCAGUGGUCUCACUGAAAACUCCUGUCACAGAAUUGGAAGAAGUCACUGAAGAACACAUUGUACCACAAGAAAAGGCAGCUCCUGACAGUGCGAAGAUAGGUGAGGAGACCUUGAAAAUGUCACCUUCAGCAGAGCCAUUACACGUUAAGGACCAUGAGGCAGACAUCUCUGUAGAAUCAGCUGUGUCAGAUGUACAAGACACAGUGGUAAAAGACAUAGUGUCACCUGUAGUAAUAGAUAUGGUCAGGGAGCAGGUUGUUGAAGAAGAGUUCAGAAAACUAGUGAUGGAGGUAGUGUCUCCCGUGUUGCUAACUGAGCCUGAAAUCUCUGUAAGAUUAGCUCCAUUAGAUGUUCCAGAUAGAACUGAUACAGGCAUUGUUUCUCCAACUGAAGAAAUUACUAUAAGUGAGCAACUGGAUAUGCGUGAAACAGUGCCGGUGCCAUCAGUUGAUGUAGGACCUGGUGCAGAAGAGAAGCUCGAUGUCUCUAUCGAACCAGAGGUAACAGAAAUGCCAGAAAUAACAGUAGAACCAGGUGUGUCACCUGUUAGGGAUAUAUCUCCCAAGGAGGAUGUGACAAAAGCACCAUCUGUGAUAAAAGUACCAGCUGUUGAGGCAGAGCAAGAAAUUACCAUAGUGUCAUCUGUAAAAGAGUUGCAGGAAAUCACUGUAGAUGAAGUUAUUUCCACAGUAAGAGAUGUAGUUCUAGAUCAAAUAUUGGAUGAGGAUGGAAGUAGGAUAGUAUCAUUAGAUGAGGAGGCUUUUAUUGAGGAAGGCAAAUCAGAGGUGUCUCUGGAGGUAGCUGACAGGGCUGUGCCAGCAAUAGUUGCAAGUGAGGUAAAAUCCCCACUUGAAGUAAUAUCAGUCGACAAAACAUUGGAUAUGGCAGCUGAUAGAGACAAAGAAUUAGACAUAAAGGAUGAAACUAUUGUUGAGGGUGCAUAUGAGGCCCCUAUUGAGCAAGCAUUUACAGUUGUGCAGGACAUUAAAAAGGAGGAAGUUGUUUCCAUAGUAAAAGAGGUAGACGUAACACCUGAGCUUGAGGAGGAAGAUGUCACAUUGGAAGAGACAGUAGAAGAACUAUCUGCCUUAAAGGAGGAGUCAGUGGUCUCACUGAAAACUCCUGUCACAGAAUUGGAAGAAGUUACUGAAGAACACAUUGUACCACAAGAAAAGGCAGCCCCUGACAGUGCGAAGAUAGGUGAGGAGACCUUGAAAAUGUCACCCUCAGCAGAGCCAUUACACGUUAAGGACCAUGAGGCAGACAUCUCUGUAGAAUCAGCUGUGUCAGAUGUACAAGACACAGUGGUAAAAGACGUAAUGGCACCUGCAGUAAUAGAUAUGGUCAGAGAACAGGUCGUUGAAGAAGAGUUCAGAGAAAUAGUGAUGAAGGUAGUGUCUCCCGUGUUGCUAACUGAGCCUGAAAUCUCUGUAAGAUUAGCUCCAUUAGAUGUUCCAGAUAGAACUGAUAAAGACAUUGUUUCUCCAACUGAAGAAAUUACUAUAAGUGAGCAACUGGAUGUGCGUGAAACAGUGCCGGUGCCAUCAGUUGAUGUAGGACCUGGUGCAGAAGAGAAGCUCGAUGUCUCUAUCGAACCAGAGGUAACAGAAAUGCCAGAAAUAACAGAAGAACCAGCCGUGUCACCUAUUAGGGAUAUAUCUCCCAAGGAGAUUGUGACACUAGCACCAUCUGUGGCAAAAGUACCAGUCGUUGAGGCAGAGCAAGAAAUUACCAUAGUGUCAUCUGUAAAAGAGUUCCAGGAAAUCACUGUAGAUGAAGUUAUUUCCACAGUGAGAGAUGUAGUUGUAGAUCAGAUAUUGGAUGAGGAUCGAAGUAGGGUAGAAUCGUUAGAUGAGGAAGCUGUUAUUGAGGAAGACAAAUCUGAGGUGACUCUUGAGGUAGGUGACGGAGCCAUGCCAGCAAUAGUGGCAAGUGAGGUAAAAUCCCCACUUGAAGUAAUAUCAGUCGACACAACAUUGGAUAUGGCAGCUGAUAGAGACAAAGAAUUAGACACAAAGGAGGAAACUAUUGUGGAGGGCACAUAUCAGGUCCCUAUUGAGCAAGCAUUUACAGUUGUGCAGGACAUUAAAAAGGAGGAAAUUGUUUCCAUAGUUAAAGAGGUAGACGUAACACAGAAGCUUGAGGAGGAAGAAGUCACAUUGGAAGAGACAGUAGAAGAACUAUCUGCCUUAAAGAAGGAGCCCAUGGUCUCAGUCAAAACUUCUGUCACAGAAUUGGAAGAAGUCACUGAAGAACACAUUGUACCACAAGAAAAGGCAGCUCCUGACAGUGCAAUGUUAGAUGAGGAGACCUUGAAAAUGUCACCUUCAGCAGAGCCAUUACCCGUUAAGGACUAUGAGGCACACUUCUUUGUAGAAUCACCCGUGUCAGAUGUACAAGACACAGUGGUAAAAGACGUAAUGGCACCUGCAGUAAUAGAUAUGGUCAGAGAGCAGGUCGUUGAAGAAGAGUUCAGAGAAAUAGUGAUGGAGAUAGUGUCUCCCGUGUUGCUAACUGAGCCUGAAAUCUCUGUAAGAUUAGCUCCAUUAGAUGUUCCAGAUAGAACUGAUAAAGACAUUGUUUCUCCAACUGAAGAAAUUACUAUAAGUGAGCAACUGGAUGUGCGUGAAACAGUGCCGGUGCCAUCAGUUGAUGUAGGACCUGGUGUAGAAGAGAAGCUCGAUCUCUCUAUCGAACCAGAGGUAACAGAAAUAACAGAAGAACCUGGUGUGUCACCUAUUAGGGAUAUAUCUGCCAAAGAGGAUGAGACAAAAGCACCAUCUGUGGUAAUAGAACCAGUUGUUGAGGCAGAGCAAGAAAUUACCGUAGUGUCAUCUGUAAAAGAGUUGCAGGGAAUCACUGUAGAUGAAGUCAUUUCGACAGUGAGAGAUGUAGUUCUAGAUCAGAUAUUGGAUGAGGAUGGAAGUACGGUGGAAUCAUUGGAUGAGGAAGCUGUUAUUGAGGAAGACAAAUCUGAGGUGUCUAUUGAGGUAGCUGACAGAGCUGUGCCAGCAAUAGUGGCAAGUGAGGUAAAAUCCCCACUUGAAGUAAUAUCAGUUGACACAACAUUGGAUAUGGCAGCUGAUACAGACAAAGAAUUAGACACAAAGGAGGAAACUAUUGUUGAAGGUGCAUAUGAUGUCCCUGUUCAGCAAGCAUUUACAGUUGUGCAGGACAUUAAAAAGGAGGAAGUUGUUUCCAUAGUAAAAGAGGUAGACGUAACACGGGAGCUUGUGGAGGAAGAAGUCACAUUGGAAGAAACAGCAGAAGAGCUAUCUGCUUUAAAGGAGGAGCCCAUGGUCUCACUCAAAACUCCUGUCACAGAAUUAGAAGAAGUCACUGAAGAACACAUUGUACCACGAGAAAAGGCAGCUCCUGAUGGUGCAAUAAUAGAUGAGGAGACCUUGAAAAUAUCACCUUCAGCAGAGCCAUUACCCGUUAAGGACCAUGAGGCAGAUAUCUCUGUAGAAUCACCUGUGUCAGAUGUACACGACGCAAUGGUAAUAGACAUAGUGGCACCUGUAGUAAUAGAUAUGGUCAGGGAGGAGGUUGUUGAAGAAGAGAUCAGAAAAACAGUGAUGGAGGAAGAGUCACCUGUGUUGCUAACUGAGCCUGAAAUCUCUGUAAGAUUAGCUCCAUUAGAUGUUCCAGAUAGAACUGAUAAAGACAUUGUUUCUCCAACUGACGAAAUUACUGUAAGUGAGCAACUGGAUGUGCGUGAAACAGUGCUGGUGUCAUCAGUUGAUGUAGGACCUGGUGUAGAAGACAAGCUCGAUCUCUCUAUCGAACCAGAGGUAACACAAAUGCCAGAAAUAACAGAAGAACCAGGUGUGUCACCUGUUAGGGAUAUAUCUCCCAAGGAGGAUGUGACAAAAGCACCAUCUGUGGUAAAAGUACCAGUUGUUGAGGCAGAACAACAAAUUACCAUAGUGUCAUCUGUAAAAGAGUUGCAGGAAAUCACUGUAGAUGAAGUUAUAUCGACAGUGAGAGAUGUAGUUCUAGAUCAGAUAUUGGAUGAGGAUGAAAGUAGGGUAGAAGCAUUGGAUGAGGAAGCUGUUAUUGAGGAAGACAAAUCUGAGGUGUCUAUUGAGGUAGCUGACAGAGCUGUGCCAGCAAUAGUGGCAAGUGAGGUAAAAUCCCCACUUGAAGUAAUAUCAGUCGACACAACAUUGGAUAUGGCAGCUGAUAGAGACAAAGAAUUAGACACAAAGGAGGAAACUAUUGUUGAAGGUGCAUAUGAGGUCCCUAUUGAGCAAGCAUUUACAGUUGUGCAGGACAUUAAAAAGGAGGAAGUUGUUUCCAUAGUAAAAGAGGUAGACGUAACACAGGAGCUUGAGGAGGAAGAAGUCACAUUGGAAGAGACAAUAGAAGAACUAUCUGCCUUAAAGGAGGAGCCCAUGGUCUCAGUCAAAACUCCUCUCACAGAAUUGGAAGAAGUCACUGAAGAACACAUUGUACCACAAGAAAAGGCAGCUCCUGACAGUGCAAAGUUAGAUGAGGAGACCUUGAUAAUGUCACCUUCAGCAGAGCCAUUACCCGUUAAGGACCAUGAGGCAGACAUCUUUGUAGAAUCACCCGUGUCAGAUGUACCAGACACAAUGGUAAAAGACAUAGUGUCACCUGUAGUAAUAGAUAUGGUCAAAGAGCAGAUAGUUGAUGAAGAGAUCAGAAAAACAGUGAUGGAAGUAGUGUCACCUGCAUUGAUAACUGAGCCUGAAAUCUCUGUAAGAUUAGCUCCAUUAGAUGUUCCAGAUAGAACUGAUAAAGACAUUGUUUCUCCAACUGAAGAAAUUACUGUAAGUGAGCAACUGGAUGUGUGUGAAACAGUGCUGGUGUCAUCAGUUGUUGUAGGACCUGGUGUAGAAGACAAGCUCGAUCUCUCUAUCGAACCAGAGGUAACAGAAAUAACAGAAGAACCUGGUGUGUCACGUAUGAGGGAUAUAUCUGCCAAGGAGGAUGAGACAAAAGCACCAUCUGUGGUAAAAGUACCAGUUGAUGAGGCAGAGCAAGAAAUUACCAUAGUGUCAUCUGUAAAAGAGUUGCAGGAAAUCACUGCAGAUGAAGUUAUAUCGACAGUGAGAGAUGUGGUUCUAGAUCAGAUAUUGGAUGAGGAUGGAAGUAGGGUAGAAUCAUUGGAUGAGGAAGCUGUUAUUGAGGAAGACAAAUCUGAGGUGUCUAUUGAGGUAGCUCACAGAGCUGUGCCAGCAAUAGUGGCAAGUGAGGUAAAAUCCCCACUUGAAGUUAUAUCAGUGGACACAACAUUGGAUAUGGCAGCUGAUAGGGACAAAGAAUUAGACACAAAGGAGGAAACUAUUGUUGAGGGUGCAUAUGAGGUUACACUUGAGCAAGAAUUAACUGUUGUACAUGACAUUCUAGAAGAGGAGGCUGUUUCCAUAGUAAGAGAAGUUGAUGUAACAGAGGAGCAUAUUGAGGAGGAAGUUUCUUUGGAGGAAACAGAAUCAGAACGAUCUGCGUUGAAGGAGGGGCCCAUGGUCUCAAUUGAAACUCAGGUCACAGAUUUGGAAGAAAUUACUGAAGAGCACAUUAUACCACAAGAAAAGGCAGUUCCUGAUAGUGCAAAGGUAGAUGAGGAGACUUCGAAAAUGGCUCCUUCAGCACAGCUGUUACCCCUUAAGGAUCAUGAACCAGACGUUUCUGUUGAACCACCUGUGUCAGAUGUACACGACACCAUGGUAAAAGACAUAGUGGCACCUGUAGUAAUAGAUAUGGUCAGUGAGGAGGUAGUGGAGGAAGAGUUCAGAGAAACAGUGAUGGAGGUAGUGUCACCUGCAUUGAUAACUGAAUCUGAAGUCUCUGUAAGAUUAGCUCCACUAGAUGUUCUAGAUAGAACCGAUAAAGACAUUGUUUCUCCAACUAAAGAAAUUACUGUAAGUGAGCAACUGGAUGUGGGUGAAACAGUGCCGGUGUCAUCAGUUGAUGUAGGACCUGGUGUAGAAGAGAAGCUCGAUCUCUCUAUUGAACCAGAGGUAACAGAGAUGCCAGAAAUAACAGAAGUACCAGGUGGGUCACCUAUUAGAUAUAUAUCUCCCAAGGAGGAUGUGACAAAAGCUCCAUCUGUGGUAAAAGUACCAGUUGUUGAUGCAGAGCAAGAAAUUACCUUAGUGUCAUAUGUAAGAGAGUCGCAGGAAAUCACUGUAGAUGACGUUACUUCCACAGUGAGAGAUGUAGUUCUAGAUCAGAUAUUGGAUGAGGAUGGAAGAAGGGUAGAAUCAUUAGAUGAGGAUGCUGUUAUUGAGGAGGUAAAAUAUGAGGUGUCUAUUGUGGUAGCUGACAGAGCUGUGCCAACAUCAGUGGCAAGAACCAGUAGUGAGACUGUCUCAGAACUGGUUACAAGUGAAGCUCAAGAAGUCUUCGAAAAGGAUGUAAUUUCUCCACUAACAGAUCUUCCUGUAUGUGAUAAAUCUGAUGGGCAAGAUACAGAAGUUUCCAUACAGGAAACAUGUAAAGAGGAAGAAUCACUGGCAGCCGUCACUAAAAAGGCAACUGUGAUAGAGAAGGAAGAUAUAUUUGAAGAGUUAACUGUUUCCCCAGUUUUGGAAGUAAGUAGUACAACCAGAGCAAUUGUGGAAGAGACAGAGAAACGUGAAGAGCCACCAGUUGAAGAGGAUUACAGGGUGGUUUCAACCAAGAUUUCUGUAACAGAUGUAGCAACGGCAUUAGACAAAAGAGCAGCAGAUAUAUUCCCUAAGGAACUUAGUACAGUGGAAACAUCAUUUGUAGAAGAGGAAGAAAGACAGGAUAGAGCCCUGUUCCGUCAUGCAGCAGUAGUUUCCAAAGAAACCAUUGAGUUAAUACUUCAUGAUUCUGAAGUUAGUGUAGAAAGAUCCUUACAUGAGACUGAAAGAGAUUUAGCUAUGACAGACAAGAAGUUAGACAAGGCAGCUGAGUCUAUGACAAGUGGUGAAAUAAAAUAUCCAUCUCAGUACGUAACACUUAAAAAACCCUCAGUUCAGAAGCUAAUGCUGUCAUCAUUAAUUGAUGUCACUGCUGUAACAUCAUCUGUUGAAGGAGGGAAAAGCAUUGGUCACUCCCAUGAGGUAAUUGACAAGAAAAGUGUACAGGAAAUUAUUCACAGUGUGAAAGAAGCCACAAGAAAAAUAAAGGAAGAAGUUCGUGAGAUGAAACCAGAUCUUACACCAACCCCUGAAGGCAAAGACACUGUUUUGUCAUUACCAGAUUCAAAAGAAUCCAGUGAAAUUUCAGAACUGGUUUCCAUCCAGGAGGAACUUUUGCCAGCUGAAGCAGUAGCAAAAGAUGUAGGACUUCAUGGUGAUUACAGUGGUAUGGAGUAUGAUGUGGAAGAAACGAAUGGAACAGGAACAGAAGAGCAGUCUGCUCUUGCGCCGGAUAUUGAUUCCCACUUCCCACCUCAAACGACGUCUUUUGUAACUUCUGCUUAUCCUGGAUUGAUAAGACCCACAACUGAAAAACUUCCAAGAGCAGAUAUGGGAAGCCUUGAAUAUGAUGUUUCAUUCAAAAAAGAAAUUUCUACAAGCUAUGAUGAUUCACACAGAAGUCUGUCAAAAUCUGUUGUGUUACCCUCUGAUUUUGUAGACUCUGCAGACAGAUCUUAUGACAGCAUCAGUGUUUCCACAGACAUUACAGCUUCUGCAACUUCAGAACAAGGCUAUGAGAGAGAUCAUGUAGAAAUGGCAGUUGAUGAUGAAACGAUUGCUGUACAUGGUACAGCUAUGCCAGACAAACAAUUUCUGUUAUCACCAGAUGCGGAACAUUUCCGUGACCAUUCUGAAGAAAUAUCAGAAGGAUUAACACACUCUUAUGAUGAAACCCCAACCGUGUCUGCCAUGGGAAUGGUUGAAGCCACAACUCUUCUUGACGAAACAAAAUCAGUUCAUUCUAUUUCUCCAGAACCAGAAUUGAAAUUUGAUGUCAGCUCAGAAGAUAUUGUUAUGAAGGAUGAUCUCCUGGAAGUUACUGUCAGUGAGGAAGAAAUUAAAGCUGAAAUGGCUAAAACAGGAGUUUUUCUUGAAACUGCUUCUGGUGUGUCAUAUGUAAAUAUUGAGUCUCAUGGGAAACAGUCAAUAUGCAUUUGUGACGAUAUUGUUGUUAGUGAAUCAGUAGUUCUUGAAGCUCCCCAGUCUUCUAGUAAAACUUCAGUGAAGGCUGCUGAGGAAGCUGCUGGUAAACAUUCUGAAGAUGCACACAGUAGAAGGCCUUCAAAAUAUGAUAUUGAUCAUACAGGUUUAAAACAAAAAGUCAAACGGAAAGAUCAAGAAAAAAGUUCAUUAUAUGAUGGGAUCAAGCAGUUGAAAGAGCUUGGCACAGACCCACAUAAACCUAUGAUAAGAAAAACUAGUACCCCAAAACAUUCAAAAGAAGGUAUUUCUCUUCCAGAUACCAGUACACAGAAAUAUGUUGGCAGGAAAAGAGUUGAUGACAGGUGGGAUGGAGCCAAACCAUUUAAAGAAAGUGAUACUGGAACAGAUACGAGAACACUUACUGCAAAGAAACAGCCUCGUGAGCACAUCUCUAGAAAGGGUAAGGAUAGUGAUGCGAAAUUAGAUGAGGGCAGUAGCAAACUAUCUUCAAAAUAUGAUAAUCGAGUGUAUGGCUAUAUGGCAUCCACUCUGUCAAGGGAUUUGAAAGUUGGUCACCCAUCCACUGAUAGAUUCAGCAGUCUGAGCAGAGAAACUUCAUUUAGAAGGAGAAGUGCAGAGAGGGAAGAAGUUACUGCAUCCCCUCCAAAAAGUUCGCAGAGAAAAACUUCGAUUGUGACAGAUUCUAAAGGGGCUAUUCCAAAAUCAUCACCAAUCAAGAUUUCUGUUAAAGAUGAGAUAUCUGAUACCAGAACAGUGAGUACAAAACAAAGAACAAGUGCAGAAAAAUCAGAUCAUGAAGGAAACCAAGUUGGAGUGUCAACCUCAAGAAAAGUAGUUUCUGAUAAAAAGAAACCAUCUAUUGGACGUGAAGGCAUGUCUUCAUCUGUACUUCAUCAGGCUGCUUCUAAAAAGGUGGAGAUGCACGCAACAGCUGGAAGAGGCAAAAAGUCAAUAGAUACAGAUUCUUCAAAAAGUACAUCAAAAGCUGGGAAUGUUGGUGGUAAGUCAAAGAAAUUACCUUCUCAAGUUCAGAAAACAUACGAGCAACAAAGAGAAACUGACCAAAAGGGCAGGCAUGCCAUACACAAAAGAGAUGCUGGUAACUUCUCACUAGAAAAGAAAGUACCAGAUGCAAAAGCUUCAUUUGUAGAGACAGGUUAUAGCUCUGACCAAACAUCUGAAUAUGAUGAAAGUAUAUCCAUUAAAGAUCAUCAAAGUGUGUUAUCAUCAACCAGUCCAGAACCCUCUCUCUCAGUUCAGUCAGUAGUGGAACGCUUUACUGCAGACAAACCAAGCCAGUCACCAGCUGCAUCACCAGUUCGAAUUGCUCGAAGUCCACCUUCAGUGCCUUCAAGCCCUGGCCGUGCAUCACGUGUGACACAGCUUCUUACAUCUGAAGUGUUUACAAGAACCAUUGACACAACAGGGUCUAUUGAAGUUAUAUAUCGACAGCCGACAGCAUCUGAGGCACUACGUCGUGUUGCAGCUAUUUCAAGUGUUCGUGGAUCUCAUGAAACAGGCAGCAUUGAAGCAGAACUGUCAGUGAUAGACACUACAGACUCUUCCUUGUCUGAUUCUGUAGCACUUCCUCUGUCUUCUUCUGAUCAUGACCUUCACGGCUCACCAGCUUCUCCUAAACCAACACGCCGAUCUCUUGACAUGAUUCAUGAUGGUGCAGGACAGAGAAUUCGUUUGUCAGAUUUUGAACCUGAAUUGUGUACAGUCCCUAAAGAUGAAGAUUCUGGUAUCAUCCACAAGCCAGAGAGUCUGUUUCCACAUGAAACCACUUCCAGUGCUACAAUAUCCCCUGUGAAGAGACGUGCAGAGCCUUCAGUCUCUCAGUCUCGUUCACAGAUAUCAGAGGAGCAGCUGUCCCCAAUCCUGGAUGUUCGAGCUGUAACCCCUCCCAGAGUGAAACACAAGUUUCACUAUGUUGCUGAGGAAGAACCAUCGGAAGCUGCAUCCCUCUCCUCUCCAGACAAAAGGGAUGUAUCUCAGGGAAAAAAGCAAGAGCAAGAUAAACCAGCAGACUUUGUUUGGGCAAGAAAUAGAGCAUUAGCUUUGAAUCUGAAAAAAUCAGAGUUCACCAACUCUUUAAACAGUGUGGAUAAUAAAAAAACAGUUGAAACAGAUAAUAUCCUGCAUCAGAAAGAAAUAAAACAAGAAAAGCUCCAAUAUAACAGCAGCUUAUUUCAGAAGGAGGAGUCAAAAUCAACAAAUAAUAUAUAUGUAAUAUUCAUUCAGCAUUCAGCUGGAAAAGGCUUUGCGACAGAAAAGAAUAGUGGCCUCAUGAAGGUGUCACAUUUAGUGGAUGUUGAUGAUGAAAUGGUAUUCACUCAUUUAGUAACCUGCAGAACUUGUCAAAUGAAUACCAACACAUUUCCCAUGAAGACUAAAGCGUCUCUGGUACCAUUAGGUGCAGUAGGGCCUUUAGGAUUAAAGGUUGGAAUCGGUUGGAUGAGUUCAGUUGAAGCAAGCCACAUCCAAUUCAUAUUGAGUUUAAAAAUGAAAUAUUUAAAAGAUACUAUAAUCAAAUCCAUGAUUAAGAAACACGAUGGACAAAACAAGUUGGUGAAAGCAACUUCAUUAAAAUCUGAGUCUGCAUCUAUUGUCCAUGUCCUGCCAAACAGCACAUGCAUAUUGCUAUCGCAUGACUUUUCUCACCUCAGUGCAGCUCAUGGCUUCCUUCUUAUGAACUUCCUGAAUAUUGUGCAAUCACCUGAUGAGCAUCUCUCUUCUCAGUCAUGUUCUAAAUAUAUUGCCCAUGUCCAGUCAUACAACACAUUAACCACAAUGUACCAAAUAUCUAGCCAAGCGAGUGUCCGCUUAAUCACGCACAAACAGAAUGAAAUCUGUACUGUGUACAGCAACAUAAUGCUCUUGUUUUUUUGCAAUAUAUUACUGGAACUGAAUUCAUUCAAUUUACAUUACUGCAAUAGCAAAAACAGUCCAACAGUUUCUCCCGAUACUACAGCUAGUACUACUGCAAAUAAUACCAUCAGUGGUAUUGCUCUACUAGCUGUCCCCAAAUUUAAAGCAAAUGAUACAGCAUUGCUCUGUGACUUUUCUGAACAGUCUAAUGUAAUUUUCUGCGUCCUGUUUCUUAAGACCUAUACCUGGCAUGUGUUUAACCGUGUACACCAUAAAAGUAUAACUUAUCUCUUUCUGUUGAUGGAUAAUGUUCCUUUUCUGGUAGGGAAUGUAAAAGAUUCUUUAAUUCCUCUGAUUUUUCUCUCCAUCAUUCUGUGUUUUGCUGUCUCUGUUGAACUGUUUGUACCAAUUUCCUCAUCUACCUCCAAAAGAAUUUUGUUUUUAAUUUAUACUGGUUCUGAUGGUAUUUUUAUACUUUUGUUGAUUCAAGAUUUUGUUAAUUACUUCCUAUUGUUAUAUUUAAUUAUAUUUUCUAGAAACUUGUUCUCCAAAAUUAAAACAAAUUUAUUGAAAAUAUUGACUGUUUCUUUAUCAACACUAGAACUCAAUGUAUGUAAUGAUGUACAUUUAGACUUUUCAUUCCAGUGGUUUUAUUGUCUGAGACAGACAAAUUACAUUAAUUUGCUUCUAGAUAUUGAGAUUUCUCUUCUGAUAAUAAUAAUUGCAGAAACUUGUUUUUGUGUAGUUGUAGGCCCUGUUAUGGUUUCUGCUAAUAGAGCUAAUGAUUUGUGUUUACCCUCCCUAUUUGAAUUUAGGCCUUUAAAAGUAACUAUGUCUCCUUAUAGUACAGGGUUAUUUAAUUCUUGCUAUUGUCCUGAUGCUCUAUAUGUGUAUAUGAGGCUCACUUGUUCAUUAACUGAAGUUGAAAUGUUCGAAAAUAUUGGAAAUGUUCUCUUGCUGCAGCAUGCCAUAUUCACCCUGUUCUUUUCUCCACUACAGUUGUCCCAGAAAAACCAAAAUCUAAUUUUGUUGGAUAUAAUUCUCACUUUAACAUGUUGCACAUGGAGAAAUGUGCACUUUUUACUUUGUUUCAGUUUAUAUAACAGAACAAAAACACUUACAUUAAGUUCUGACCAACAUGGUUGCACACAAAUUUUGCUACACCCUAUAACAUUGGACACAGCUGUUACAACUGCUUUGCAUGCUGUUCUACCUACCAUCAGGCCUUCUAACUAUUACAUUUCACCUCUGAAUCCACCCACACCUCCUCACACAUUGCUCCCGUCACAAUUUUACAUCUUUCCUUUCUCUUUCUCAAAGCCUGCAUCUACCUCGUAUGGAGACCGGUAUCAGAUGCUGCACUACAGAAUAUCAUUGCUGUUAAUUGUGUCUGUCCUGAUUAUGAUCUUUCAGUUAAGGUGUUUAAUAAACAUGACAAUCAUAAUGAAUGGAAAUAUUGUCCUACCUACAACAACAAAAAAUAAUUCAUACCAACUAAAGCUUUUUGAAUUUACAAUUGGGCUGAAUCUUCCAACCAAGUCUGUAUUUCAUGUGAUUUCUCAGUUAUGGGGGCUUCUGAACACUUCACCAAGAGGAGAAAGUGUAGCUGCCUUGAAUUCCUUGAGUGUGAGUCUGAAAUAUGUUCCUGACUUCAAAAAUCAGCUAUUCAUACUAAUCAUGUUGGAACUGAUAUUGGUAGAAAGGGAAACUCAAAAAGGUUUUUGGAACACAUUACAAAUGUUCAAAAGCAGCAGACUGCUAAAACAGACAGUGGACCAUCAGCAAGCAGUGGAGAGCUUGUUAAUAAUGCAUCCAGAACCAAGCCCAAGACUUACUCCUGCUUCUGUCCAAGAUGUACCCACAAUUCCCAUUACCAAUUUAUUGUCAAGCAGUCUUCCUGUCACAAGUGUUUCAGAACAACCAGUCAGUGAAAAACAACCAGAUCAAGUCAUAGAAGAUGUGCAGAGUUACUCAGAAAGGAAGAAGUUUUGGGAACAGAUGACAACUGGUCAUACAAAAUCCUCUAGUACACAAGAUGCUAAACAAGAUAGUGGGCCAUUGCCUAUUCCAAAGCCUCGCUCAAAAAUGCUACCAGCACAGAGUGCUCCAGAUGCAGCUAUGCUGGAGACAUGUGCGAAAUCCAAAUCCAAAUGUGAUUCAGAAACAACUUUAAGUGAUCCUACAGUACAAAUGGAUCAAACAGCACUGGAGAGCAAGCACUUACAUUUCACUUCUUUAGAUAGUGCAGACAGGGAAGGUUCAGAAAAAGAAGUUAUAGAUACUGUUGUUAGUCAACCUACUUCUGACGUUUCCUCUGUCAUUCCAGAAGUUGAUGGUGGUGAAGAAGAAAGUGUAAUGAAGCCAGAUGCUUCAGCAAAUGAUUACAAAGCUACUGAUGUUGAACAUGAGCCACAAACAAAGCUUAUUGAGAGUAAAAUUUGGAAACAGAGACACAGCAUCUCUGAAGACAAAGUUUUUGAGAAGAUACCGCAUGCCACAGCUGAAAUAGGGCCUCUUUCAGAAGUCAGCACCAAAAUAUUGCCCGUUCGAAAAUCAAUAUACGAGAGGUCGGUCUCACUACCAAUGACAGACAUUACCCCAUUUGAUCGCAGCAGUAGUGUACAGGCUAAAAAAAGGUAUUUUGAAGCUCAUAUAAAAAAAGAAAUGGUUGUAGAGCAGUUAAUGAAACAGCCAGAGGAGGAAUCUUCGCCUGAACAUAAAUCGAUACACCAUUCACCCGAUGUAAGUGAAAAGCAUACUGAUCAUGAAGCAUUUGCUGAAAAGUCCUUCAUGCCUGAUAUAAAAUCAGAAGUUUCACAUGCAGAAGCUACAGUGAAAUCGCUUGAUGGCAAAACAGUUGAUUAUGUGGAUUUGAGUGCACUCAAGGAUACAGAAGACAAAGAUGCUCCAUGGAUUACAGAAGAAACUGAUACAACCAGUUAUAAAAAGGGUGUAAAAGACAUACGAAGUGUCUUUGAAAGUAAAGAUACAUGUAAAGAAACACAGUCAGUAAAGGCUAGCCAUAUCACUUCACAGAAAUUCGAGACUGACUUUGUUGAAACACAUCAGGAAAUGACUACAGUGCCAACAGAAAUUUUCCAGGAAAUUUACUCUCCUGAAGCUCCUAUUGGUAUGGGAGAUUUGACAUCUGGUCAGAAGGAACAGUCUGAGCUUAUUCCUGAUUCUGAUAUAGACCAAGGUUUUAAAAUAGAUGAAGUUCUGCAGUAUAAAACGGAAUCUAUUUCAAAACCAUCAGAUUCCUUAGAAGUACAUGUUGAUAAAAGUGAAACAGAAGAAACAGAAAAAGAUAUUGAAGAGGAAAUUAAGGAACUAGAAGUUCAGGAAGGAAAGAUAUCAGCCCAAGAUGAGUACAAGAGCUCCACUGUCAUUGAAGAAGAACCAAUACCUUUGAUUAGAGUAACUUACUCAGGAAAGCAAAGAACUGAUAGUGAUAGUCCAGGGGAAAGUGAGGACACAGCAUCAGAAUCUGAUGUUACACCAGAAGAGGCACGAGGUGAAGAACAUCCACUGUACCAGCCUGAAGAGCACAUACAUGACACAGUGUGGGAAGUUCCAGUGCAAGAAGAACCACAAAUAAUCCAAGAGGAAGUGACCCAAGAAAUGUCUGUCAUCAAACAAAUCCCAGUAGCAUCCACACAUUCAGAAGAGCAUACACACAUUGGAGGUGGUGCUCCUCACCUAAUCACAAAAGAGCAGGCAAGAAUUUUAGCAGAAGAAGUUAUUUAUAGCAUUGAAGAAGAAGUUUCAAAACGUGAUGAUUUAUGUUUUCGAAGCGAGGCUAGUACAUCACCUCCAGUCCCUCCUCCUGAAAUUGCCGAGACACAAGUUACUGAGUACUUGCGACAUCUGUCUGGUAAAGAACAGCUUGAGCCAAGGGAAGUUCAGCUAGUGGAAUCUGUUCUUGCCAGGAAACACAGAGAACAAAUAAAAAAGUUCUCUAGGACAGACACAACGUCAAGCAUAGAAAUUACAGAUGAAGAUCUACGAAGCAGUGGAGUUGAUACUGAUUUAUCACCAGUUGAAGGACAGUUAGGCAAGUAUACAACAGUUUCAAAAGAAGAAAUUCCACAUGACAGCACUAGUUGUGAUGGGGCACUGGAUGACAGCUUUGAGCCUUCUAUCGAUUUAGCUAAACUGGAAGCUGCAGAAGCGGUAGAAAAAACAUUAGCAGAAGUGCGUGAGUCCUUGGAGGCGGCACAAGAAGAGUUGAUUGAAGAGCAUAAGAAGAAAGAAGAUUUGAUGCAAAAGAAAAAAUCACCAUCAGAAUUUGAGUUUAAAAUGCUAACCUUUGAAAACAAAUUUGAUGAACAAAUUGAAGAAUCCUACUCUGAACAAGUUAGUGCCUCAGUUGAUUAUAUGGAAGCAAAAGAAGAUGGCAGUAUGAAAAUGCAAGCUACUGACAUAGCAUUGACUGAAUCAUACGAUUUAAAAUCUGAUGCUGAGAAAAUACAGAAACAAGAAACAACUAUUGCAAAGGAUGGUACAGAAAAACAGGAAAAAACUGUAACUGAAACCUCAGACAUCAGAGACACCAGAACUGUGGAAUCCACAAUAGAAGACAUUUCCAUUUACAAAAAGGAUGAUUCUCAUUUAUUAGUAGGGAAAAAGAUUUCUGCAAGUUUUUUAGAUGAGGAGGCUCAGAAAUUAACAAGUGAGACCAAGGAGACUGAGCUGAAAUCAAAAAAAGACUUAUUUUCUAGUAAAACUGUUAAGGAAUCAGAAAAAACAGAUAAGGUGUCAAAGGACAGAGUUGAUACUAGCAGCCAGAGAGAAGAAGAAACUGAUGGUGUUUUAAUAAGAGACAGAGAUGAAGAAAUGUUUGCAAAAAUGUCAGUUUUAAGGAAGGAAAAGGACCAUAAGCUCGAAGAACACAUUGAAUCACUCAGUGAGGCUAAGUCCAAAACUGUUACUGCAGAAGAACAGUCUACCUCACACUUGAUUCAAGAAUAUGUAUUUGAAGCUACUUCAAGCUCACAAUCAUUCCAAACUGAUAUGGAAAGUGAUACAGACAAAGAGAGUAGAUCAGAAGACCCUGAUAUGACAAGAAAAACUAGUAAACCAGAAGCUACUGUGAGUGAAUUACAGAAGCCAUCAGUGGAGUUUAAUUUACAUUCAGAUAAGAGUGAGGCAUGUGAAAUUGAACUGAAAACUGGCAUAGAUGUCUCUGAAAGUGGAACAACAGAGGCAAUACAGGCAGAUCAUUCUGCUGAGGUGCAGCCGGAGUUGUCAAAACAGGUUACACAUGAUCAGACAGAAUUUAGUUACAGUGAAAAACUGGAACAUUCUUCAACACAAGAUGAACCUACAAAAUCGUCAACAGAAGUACCUUUCAGUAAAGAACGGGAUUAUUCAACUGAACAGUCUGAUGUAGAAACGCCAGUAGUAAUGCGUCGUCAUCAACACGAGUCAUCAGACCCUGCAGAGUGUGUGACAGGAGUCACUUUGCGUGCAGAUAGGAGAUCUGGAGCAGAUUUUGAAGCUUGGUCAAGUUCAGGAGAGAGCCAUUAUCAGUCUUUUGAGCAGACUUCUGAAAGUGGUCGCACCUACAGUAGACCUUGUUCCUCAGAUGUUGAAGUUUUAAUUGCUGGUGUUGGCAGUGGAACAACUGGAUCCUCUGAAUAUGAAUCAGCUCUUACAUCAGCAGAAUAUUCUGCUCGUUCUGCAGCCACAUCACAUGAAUACCAUACUGCAGUUAGUUCUCUUAGUUCUAGGGAAUCAAUGAAGUCUUUAGAUUCUGAAAGUUCCGGUCACUUGGCAAGUAUAGAAGUAUCGAGUGAAGCAUCAGAGACCCUAGUGCCAUCAGCACUGGAACUUGAAAGGGAUAUGGAUGGCAUGGUUGGAUCUGUUGUAAUGGAUGAAGAUGAUCAUCGUGAUGUGGAUUUCACAACAGAAAUGGAUGAAGCAAAACUAACUCAAUCAUGUCACCAUAUAACUGCUUCUCACAUUGCUGAAUCAGAAGCAUCUGACACUAUAUAUGGUGCUAAUGGGAAAGAAUCUGGAGCUGAUGAAUUUCAUAUAGAUUCUAGGCAAACAGAGGGGGAAGAAUAUGGAAGAAUUAGUCCAUUUGAGGUAAUUAGUGAAUCUGAUAUUCUUGACUACACUGGACAAAUAUUUAUGCCUGAAGAAGAAGUAAGGGACCAGACUUUAGGUUCCAUGUCCGAUGAAGGAGAAAGACAUCAUUGUAUGAAACGCUCUCAUGAAAUGAUAUUCCAGCCUGAGCCACGUCCAGUUAUCACAGAUAGCCCAUUAUCAGAAACAGGCACUGAGAUUCAGGAUGAUAGGCUUGGAUCAAGUGUUGAAGAAAGCAGUAUGUUGAGUACAUCAAGUACUUCAGAUGCUGGUGCUUUAAGAACUGUCAUUGAAGUACUAAGAGCAGAUAUUGAUAAGAUGGAAGCAUCAGUGGCUUCAGAACCAACCAUUAUGACUGUGUCACAGGUGUCACAAUUAAGUCUUGAAGAUGUUGAUAUGAUAGUAGAUGCUUCACAAUCAUAUGUGGCAGAUUCAGGUACAAGCACACAUCCACCACCCUCAUCUGAACAAGACACGCAACUCUCGUCAGUCACCAUAACAACGUCAUCUGUGGAUGAAUAUGGUAUCCAGAGUGUCUGUACACAGGUGACAUCACAGUCACAGAGUCCUGUUCUUGAUGAAUCAUGUGAUCAUUUAGCAAUAGAAGAUACUGGUGUUCAUGAAAGUAAUGGUCCUACUCAAGUUGACUACAUUCCUGAGUAUGAUGACUUUGAGGAUGUCGGUAAAAGAGGCUUAGGGCAUAGGCGCAAAGAAAGUACUAGUGCAUUUGCACUCUCUUCUGUUGUAAGUGAUACUAAGCACGAGAAGGUAUGCUAUCCAGAAACUGCUUCUUCAAAAACUGGCAUGUAUGCAUUUGGUGACAUGGCUGAAAGUGAUAAAUAUAAAGAUACAGGACCAUUGACACUCAAAGAAGUUAGUAGUGAUGAAAAGAAAGAUAUUGAUGAGUCAGAGAGGUCAGAAGAAGAAUCAUACCAAACAGAAGCAGAUCAAGGUUUCCAUCGUGAUUUGAAAGAGGGCAGAAUUCAACUAGAAGAUGUUUCUAGUAUUGAUGAAGAUACUGAAAUAGAGUUCAGAGAGUUGGAUUCAAGCAGGCCUCAAUCUCAAGUUAGUAAAUCAGAUUCUGAUGGACAUAGGCCUGUGUCAUCAGGUUUUUCAGAUGACCGACCUGAUUCUGAAUUAGCAGAGCUUCUAAAACAAUGUUCUUCAGAUGGAAAAGAUUUUGAAGACCCUGUGGAAAGGCCACUUUCACCAGAACCAGCAGAAGAAUGUGAUCUGAAAGGAGAUACUCCAGAAUUAUCAUCAGUGGCUCAAGCAAGUGUAACUGAACUAGAAAUGGAAUAUUCAGGUGCCUUCAGUCAUGCAGCAGAAUAUGCAUCACAUGUAAGUCCAGUACCAGAAGAACGUAUGUCGUAUGAUGUUGUCUCUGAGGAAGAGACAACAGAUGCUGGCAUAACAAUUCAGAAAGAUCCACAGUUUUUGCCUGCAAUACAAAGUGUACACCCAGGGACUGGUGUUGGUGAUUUAACGGCUGAAAAACAUGAAACAGAGACAGGUGACCGUCCUCUUAAAGAGAGACGAUAUCAGACUCGUGAUAUAACUGUUUCAUCACCUAAUGCAAUUCCAAAUAUAACUGUUACUCAGCACAUGACCCCACUUGUUGACAGAGACUUUCACUACCCAGAUCUAGAAUGUGAAGAAUUAACCAGAACAUUACCACAAACACCAGUGUCCAUAUCAAGCCAAGCAUCUUCAGAAACAGAGACUGACCAAGGACGGGAAUAUGUAGUAGAUGAAGAAAGAGCACCAGAUUUCAUUUCUGAAGAGUCAGAACAAGAUGAAAAUGCAGAGGAUAGAGUUCAUGAAUCACGUUCAGCAGAUGAGGUAUCAGGAGCAGAAGAGAAGACUAUUUAUGAAACCGAAAAGAAGAUAGUCUCUAAAAGUGAAGUAGGUUCACCUGCAACUGAAUCACCUGCAAGUGAUUCGUUUGAAAUGUUAGAGAAACCAGAUUUAACUGAUGAGUAUGUUGUUGUGGAAGAAGUGGGUAAAGAGGCAGAGGAACAUGACACUGAAGGAAAAAGUGUACGCAUACAAAAAGCAAUACAAACAAUAAAAGCACAUUCACAUAAGCCUUGUGACGAUGACACAGUUGUCGUUUCACCACCGGCACCAACAACCAAAAUGACACAACUGAAGUACUAUCCAGAAGCUGGUGCAGGUGAUGAUGUUGGCCCAUUUCCUUUUGAAGACAGUCCUCCUACUGGUGGUGCUGCAAAGAAGCCUGUGACUAGUCAGGAACAAAAUGGAGCAAAAGCUGGUAGUUAUGAAAGUGAAGAAAGUGGCUAUGAAAAUGAAGUAGAAGCAAAUAAGAAGUGGAUGGAAAUGCAGUUUCAAACAGAAACAGCAUCAAGCUCAUCAUCUAGCUACGGAUAUGAAAUGGAAUUUGAACGUGCACCACUUGAGGACAUAAAAGAAGAAGAAGUAAGUGAGUUUGAUCAGAGUAGCAGCAAAGUUGGUAGUAUUGGAAGUUAUCAAGCAUCCACAAUUGGAAGUUUUGGCAGUAUGAAGGAAUCACUCAGCAGUACUCCUGAGUACGACGUCUUGGCUGGUCGUAAGUUUUUUAGUAGAUCAGGAGAGCACGAUGAUGUUUCAAUGAGUUCUCUUCAGGAGUUUGAACAAUUAGAACAUCAGUUAGCACUCGAAGCUGCUCGCAAGAAAUCACACGGGUCUCAAGAUUCUCUUAAUGGUAGCCUCAGUAAAAGAUACUCGUCAGCUCGUAGUGUACAGGGAGAUGACAUAUCACUUUCUUCAUUGAAAGAGUUUGAAGGGUUAGAAAGUGCAUGUAUUGAAGCUGCUAAGAUUGAAUCACGAGCAAAGGAAGAAGAAGAAUCAUUGCUAUCUGAGAUCGAAGAAGGUCAUGAAAGUCAAGUGUCUGAAUCUGAAAGUUGUGAAACUAUGUCUGUAGGUGAAGGAAAGAUUGGAGGUGAGUCAGUUGACUCUGAUGACUAUGAGAAGAGAAUGUUUGAAAUUGAUGAAAUUAUUCGACAAGCUCAAUCCAAUGUAGAAAAAUUUGCUGAAAAACGGGAUAAAACUUGUGGUGAAGAUCAGACUGAGAGCAGUGUGUUGGAGAGAACCGAAUCUGUUGAUCGUGGUGAUUCCUUGGAAGAAGUUGCUCAUGUCCCUGAGCUCGACCUUGACCAACCGACUACCCAACACACUUUGCCAGAAUCACCGAGGCGAUCGACAUGUGAUAUAACAGAUUCGAUGAAGAGCAGUACCGAUUCACUGGAUCUGCGGACUGUUGAACAUCGAGACUCGUCGCGUGCCAGCACAGAUUCUCUGGAUCUUAAGACAGUUGCAGAGAAGUCAGGAGAUCUGAUGACAGGUAGCACUGAUUCUAUAGAGAUGCAGGCACAAAAGGGAUAUGCCACACAAGGUGAUUUAAUGACUGAUUCCAUAGAGUUACUAGCUGAUACAAUGGUCACAGCUACUUCUACUGACUCCUUAGAUGUGCUGGAAAUGACAGCAAUACCUCCUGGAAUUACUAUGUCAGAUUCAGUCGAGGAAGAAGAGGAAACAUCUGUACAAGGCCAAGGAGGGCAAGGUUCAGGCUCGGGAGCUCAUGACCGAAGCAGCUCCAGUGGUCGUGAAGGGGAUCUAAGUUCAUCUGGUAAAGAAGAUAACAGUGGUGAUCAGUGUGGAACCACUCCUGCAGGAGCAGAUUUAAUGCUUGGAAGCACUGAUUCAUUGGAACCGUCCAGCUCUACAGCAACUCAUGCAACAUAUCAGUAUGAAACUGAUUCAGUUAUGUCAUCAAGUUUUACUAGUGGAGGAUCUAACACAAUGGUUUCAAGUACUGACACCCUUGACCCAACUGCAACAAUUACUAGUGGAAUAAACACAAUUGAUCUUGUAAGUGCUGCAGCACAUUCUGGUUUAUGGUUUGAAGAAACUAGUGGUUCUAAGACUUUUAUAACAGAGGGGUCUGAGCCAGACUCAGAAGGUAAAGUUUCUCUUACAAUGCAAAAGAUUGUUUCAUUACCUCCUGAAGUACAGCAGAUGUCUGUGCGUGCUUCAGAUGUUCACAGUGCACUAAAGGAGUAUGUGGAACAGUAUGUCUUGGAAGCAGCUGUAUCACAGUUGCAAGGGACUGAUACUGAAGCUACAAGUGAUGUCAAAGCUACUGUUGGACAGUUAACUGAUUUGCCACAUGAUGAUACCCAGACACCAUUCACUGACUCAGAGUUUUCAGAAAGAAGUAUGCAAAUAAAAGAUAAGAAGAAAUCAGACUCUGGAAAAUUGGUAGAACCAGUCAGUGGCACAGGACUUGCAUCCCUCCAGCUCCAUUCCUUGCCUUCAGGGCUGCUGACACAGCAUACCUCUGUUACUCAUCAUGUUGUUCCUUCUACCCAUGGGGCCGUAGUUGUCACCCAGCAAGGAAAAAGCACUCCCCACCUAACAGAUUUGCCUUCUGGAGAACAGCAGCAGGAUCCUCUUCCUUCACAUGAAGUCACUGUGCGAGAUGAGCAGGAAGAUGAGUCUCUUGCCCAAUCAGGAACAUCCCAGGGAGAAUGCCCUAGCAGGGAAAUGCAAGAUGCUGGUGACAGAACAUCAACACCAACCAUCUCAUCAUCAGCACCAGAAGCUGACAAGAAAGAUAUUACUGACGACAAAAGAACACAGUGAAAGUGAAGACGAUUACUGUGGAAAUAACAUUGAUCUCUAUCAUAAGUGGCAGAAAUGUGUGUCAGAUAAAAUGAAAAUGCACAGCAUUUUCCUGACAUCACUUAUAAUCUCACUUUAGAUGAAACACAUAAAACAAUAAACUUCAUGCAUUUUUCAUAAUAAAAUUAUUAACUAUAUGGAACUGCUUCUGUGUAUUACUUCAUAUCUGUAUCUACACAGAGGACAUUAAACAACAACACUCUGUUCAUACAAUAAUUUUUAAUAUUUCUGUGUCCGAUUUACUGUUUGUGAUGUAACAGCUAGUGACAAUUAUUGUCACUGAAACUGAGAGGCCCAGUGAAAAUAAUAUGUAAAUGAAUAUAUUUUAGACACUAUCUUUGUGUCAAAUGGUACUUUUUAUACCUAGAAGUUUCUCUCUGUCAAAUUCUUUGUUGUUGCAAUAUUCAUACAGAGACUGCAUUAAUAUAAUUUCCUCUGUCUUUGUUGUUGUAACAUACAACCUCAUCCUCAGAUUCAAACUGGAUACUAUGUUAAUAGUUUUGCAUAGUGUAUCUCAAAUCCUUUGAUGCUUCAAUGUGGUAAAGUGAAAAAACUAAAACAUGAAAAGGCAGUUUAUUCAUGUCACAAAAAACUUGAUAUUACCAGUUAUUCAUAUCAUGAAACAAUUGUUACUCUGACAAUUUUCUUCAUUUGUGAGAUUUCAAAUGAAUUAAGCAAAAAUGUAAUAUGGCCUGCCAAUUCAUAAUGCCAAUUCAUUGUGAGAUAAAAACGAUUCUGAACCUGCAAAGUGCUUUACAAAGAAAGUGGAAGAACUUUUAUCAGUAUAAGGUUAUUGUCAUUGUGAAUAUGUUCUUAGACUUAUGAGCACACCACUCACCUAAGCAGAAUGGAGGAAUGUGAAGUUAUACAAACGAUAUGUAAUAUUUGACUACAAAUAAUUCAAGUUCAGGUUUAGAACUGAAGAAAUUUGCACCAGUACAAGCUAUUACAGUACCAUAAUAUGUUCAUAAACAUAUGGUUUUGUAGUUGACAAAAUAUUAUGAGAUUGCUCAAGAAAGUUUGAACAACACUAUAAAAAAUAAAUAUAUAAAAAUAAAAUUCUGCAGACAUAAUUUUAAUGCUGCAUUCGUAUGUAAAAAUUACCAACUUUUCAGGAUGCAAUUUUAUAUUUUAUGAAGCAAUAAAAUGCUUAAAUGUUUGCUCAGUGGGCUAAUGCGAAUGGAAAUAAAUCAUAAAUCAAGUACAGCUACUAACUAAAAUCUCUUUGUAGGCUGGUGGAAAUACUGCCAAGUACUGAACUAUUCCACUUGCUAAAUUACUAAGGAAUUAUUUAUCAAUUUUGCCUUCAUAUUUGUUGUGCUGUAUCAGGCAUGCCUGGGAUAUGUUGAAAUUCUAUAAAUGUUGCAAUUACAAGUUAACAUUAAAUACAAUUAUUAAUGAAUGUGUUAACAACAAGAUUAAAAUUUCAGUGUUAUCUCCUAGAAUAACUUCCAAACAAAAUUUUUCAUGUGUUUUAAAUUUGCUUGUGAUUACCCUGGAAAGUAACACGAUCCAUCUUAUCAGCUUCACAAUAUGUGACAUAAUUCUCAGUGGUGUGGAAAAUGGCAAAAUGUAAAAAAGAAGUUCUAUUGUGAUAUUAACUCAUUCAAUCAUCUCUGUUGUGCUAAUUUAUGUUAUUGUAUGGGUCAUGGUAACCUGCUUUAUUUCUUUAGGCAUAGAAAACACAGCAACAGUGGCUUUGGGACUCAUCACUGAACGUUCAUUGUCUUCUGAUGUAAACCUAUGAGUUGCAAGGGAAGCAUUUAUUCUGGAUGAUUUUAAUGGUGUCAACUGGUAUUAAUAUUUUUACCAUAAUCAUUGUAUACAUUUGCUUAAAUGGUAGUUUUUAGAAAACAGUUUAAAGAUAAGAAUGUCAACACAUUUCAGAACUCAUCCUGUUUGUUUCCCAUAUCCUAGCAUGUUGUAUGAAGGCUGCAUUUUGAAUUAUUUAAUAAUUCAUCAGAUAGCAGUUAAGAAGAAAAGAACUGUUGUUAUUUUUUAAAAGAAGAGUUUUCUUAGCUGAGAAAUCUAUGAUGGACUGUGCUUUGUUUUCCAGUGAUGCAUGUUAUUUCUACUAAUGAUGAAAUUGUACUGAAUGAACAGAAUGUGAUUACAGCUGAUGUUUUUAUUGGCUGAGAGUUUUGACAAGGAAAUAAAGCUUACAGAUAUAAUA